This is a messenger RNA of Elgaria multicarinata webbii, 1133 nucleotides long. It is a transcript of the gene SLC35B1, whose product is annotated as solute carrier family 35 member B1. The record is from RefSeq and is a predicted model, not a curated record. Bases 17 to 1000 code for a protein of 327 amino acids. Gene Ontology annotation, molecular function: UDP-glucose transmembrane transporter activity; UDP-galactose transmembrane transporter activity. NCBI's taxonomy places the organism in Eukaryota, Metazoa, Chordata, Lepidosauria, Squamata, Anguidae. Gene Ontology annotation, cellular component: Golgi membrane; endoplasmic reticulum membrane. Gene Ontology annotation, biological process: UDP-galactose transmembrane transport. The transcript has 10 exons.
CGCUCCAGGGCCAGGCAUGGGGGUGAGCGGGGGGCCGGGAGGCGGGGGCGCCUUCUUUCCCGAGCGGCUGCGGUUGCCCAUCUGCUGUCUGGGCGUCUUCGUCUGCUACUUCUGGUACGGAGUCCUGCAAGAGACAAUUACAAGAGGCAAAUAUGGGGAAGGAGAAAAGCAGGAGAAGUUCAGAUACGCUCUGUCUUUGGUCUUUAUUCAAUGCGUGAUCAAUGCUAUUUUUGCCAGACUGUUGAUCCAGUUUUUUGAUACUGUCAAGGUGGACCGGACACAGAACUGGCUCUAUGCAGCUUGCUCCCUCUCCUACCUGGGGGCCAUGGUCUCCAGCAACUCAGCUCUGCAGUUUGUCAACUACCCAACUCAGGUCCUUGGGAAAUCCUGUAAGCCCAUCCCUGUCAUGCUCCUGGGGGUGACGGUGCUGAGGAAGAAGUACCCAUUGUCCAAAUACCUGUGUGUCUUGCUGAUCGUCACAGGCGUGGCCCUUUUCAUGUACAAGCCAAAAAAGGGAGAAGGCAGUGACCACGUCUUUGGGUACGGGGAGCUCCUACUGUUGCUGUCUUUGACCCUGGAUGGACUGACCGGAGUGUCUCAAGACCACAUGAGAGCGCACUACCAGACUGGCGCCAAUCACAUGAUGCUGAAUGUUAAUCUGUGGUCCACUUUGUUCCUGGGAGCCGGUAUCUUGUUUACAGGAGAGCUUUGGGACUUCUUGAGUUUCACCGAACGGUACCCCAGCAUCAUCUACAACAUCCUUCUCUUUGGCCUAACAAGUGCUCUGGGCCAGAGUUUCAUCUUUAUGACUGUGGUGUACUUUGGGCCUCUGACCUGCUCCAUCGUCACCACGACCCGCAAGUUCUUCACCAUUUUGGCGUCGGUCAUCUUGUUUGCCAACCCUAUCACCAACUUGCAGUGGGUGGGCACCAUCCUAGUAUUUCUCGGACUUGGACUGGAUGCCAAAUUUGGGAAAACAUCCAAGAAAACCUCACAUUAAGAAGACUUUGGGCGAUUCUCUUGAAAACCUCAAGCUUAACAAACUGUUAACUUAUCGUCUUACUCCCCGGCACCUGUUACCAGAAUGGACUGUGGAGGAGUGCUUGGGGAAAGGGGAUGGGGUUUCAGUGGGG